UUCUCCCUCUCUCCCUCUCUCUGUUCACCCUCCUGGAAAGCUGGGGGAUGGCAUCCCCUUUCGGGGACCCCCCCAACCCCAAGCCGGCCCCUGCCAAGCCUCUCACAGACUUGGACUUCCGUUCCGGGGCACGCAUCGAAGAGAUCAACCAGCUCAUCCAAGAAUACGAGGCCAGGGACCCAGGCGUUCGGGACGCCCCGGAACUGCACCGUGCAAAGGAUAAGAUUUUCUCUCUGCUGGGUCAGGUCCAGAAAUCCGAGGGGAAGCUUCCUCCCAUCAACCGCUACUUGAUCCUCUCCGGCGGAGCCCAGAAGGGCACCAUCCACGCAGACCCAGGCACCCUCCGCCCUCUUUCCGCCGGGGGCGACUACGACGCCGACUUCACCCUCCUGGUGCCCGUCCUCAGCGCAGCCGGGGUCCCCGUCUCCUUGGACAUGAAGCAGAGCCCCCCGGGCCACGCGCAGAUCAGCCUCCGGCCCUUCGGCCCCGAGACGCUCACCCGCUGGUCGGACUGUUGCUUGGGAGACGAUGCCCACUUGUCGUCCGAUCUGGUUUGCGAGUGGCUCUCGCGCUCCUUCCCCGCCGCCGAGGACGUGAGGGUCGAGCGGCGCGGCUGCGUCACCUCCCUGAUCGUCCGCGUCGGGCUGCGCCGCGUCCUCUACGACGUCGUCCCGGUUGUCGCCUUCAAGGGCUGGCCGGAAGUUGCCCAGCCGUGGCUGGCGCAGGCCCAUUUCUGGGACGGCAAGAUGACGGACGGGGAAGCCGCCGGGAGCUUUUACCUCCUGCCGUCCUCGUCCUGCGGCGCCUGGCGCCUGGCCUUUUCGGCCAGCGAGCUGCACCUGCGCAGGAUCCUGCCCCUGCCCCUUCUCCGGGCCCUCCGGGCCGCCAUGGCGAUGCUGGGCUGCGACCUGUGCGGAGGCCUGGGGCCGUACCACCUCUUCACCUUGGCGCUGUGGUCGUGCGAGCGGCUGCCGUCCAGCUACCUCGGCCGGGAGGAGAACGCGGCGCACGCCUUGCUGGGCCUCUUGGACGACCUCUCCUCCGCCUUGGUGCACCGGCGCCUCCCCAGCUACUUCCUGCCGCAGUGGAACCUUCUGGAAGGGCUGCCUCGGCCGGCCGUGGAGGGCCUGGCUCGGGAGGUCGCCUGGGUGAGGGCCGACCCUUGCCGGUUCCUCCGGCGAGCCGUGGAGGGCGCCAAGGAAGCCAAGCGGUUGGCCAAGGCCUUCAGGGAGCGGGGCGUCCCUCCCGCAGUGCCGUGA
This is a messenger RNA of Lacerta agilis (Sand lizard), 1259 nucleotides long. It is a transcript of the gene TMEM102, whose product is annotated as transmembrane protein 102. The coding region runs from base 48 to 1259 and encodes 403 amino acids. The record is from RefSeq and is a predicted model, not a curated record. The transcript is spliced from 2 exons. NCBI's taxonomy places the organism in Eukaryota, Metazoa, Chordata, Lepidosauria, Squamata, Lacertidae.